CCAAACAAAGAUUCAUACAACCAGGUCAAUCAUGCUUAACAUGGCAACAAGAAUCGUACAAGGCGGCUUUUCAAAGGGCCAAUUUGCACUCAUACCGAUGCGGUUGCAGAAAUGCAAUACCGGCCCCCAGGUGAACGGAGCCCGGAACUACUCGUCGUCAUCAUCCAACGAUAUGACUGAUAAUAACAGCAACGAUCUGAAAGGAGUUACAGAUGAUUCGAUUAAAAAAUCUGUCUUCAUUUCACAAUCCUACGAUGUUUUCACAAAUCUUGCUCUGGAAGAUUGGUUAUAUAAGAAUUUCGAUUUCUCACACCAUCACCUGUUAAUGCUGUGGGCAAAUGAUCCAUGUGUCGUGAUCGGACGUCAUCAAAAUCCCUUCAUUGAGGCGAAUGUAUCCAAUUUAAUGCGGAAGGGGAUUACGUUGGCCCGGCGUAAUAGUGGCGGCGGAGCUGUGUAUCACGAUCGUGGAAACUUGAAUUGUACUUUCUUUACGCCACGUGAACGAUAUAAUCGAAAGUAUAAUUUGAAUAUCAUUACACGAGCACUGUUCAGAGAAUGGGGAAUCAAGUCAGACAUUUCGGAUCGUGACGAUAUCGUCAUAAGCGGCAAGAAGAUAUCCGGAACAGCUGCUAAACUGGGUCAGCCGAACGCGUAUCAUCAUUGCACGCUUCUCGUGAACUCCAAUAAACUUCAUUUAAGUGAUGCUCUAGCAAAAGAUGAGGUCAAUAUCAUCAGCAAGGCAACAUCCUCUGUCCGUUCACCUAUUAAAAAUCUUUGUGAUGUAAAUCGUGCUGUCAAUGUACCGCAGCUUCUAUCUGCCAUCGGCUAUGAAUUCCUACGAACAUCAGCUACAGAAUUGGAAGAUGGAGGCCGUGAUCAAGCUAUGAAACAACGUGGAUUCCAAUUGAUCAAUCCAACUGAGAAAUGGUUCCCUGGACUGACGGAAAUUCGUGAAAUGUUCGCAUCAUGGGAUUGGCGCCUUGGCAAAACUCCCAAAUUCACCGUGCAGAAGGAACUCGAGAUGAAAGCAGAAGACAAGGAGCAUAAGGUCUUGUUGAGCCUUGAUGUUGAGAAGGGCAUCAUUACCAACAUUACCUUGACGCUUCCCACGAAUGACGUUGUUCCAGUUGUCUCGAAUCUUCUCAAUCAACCCUACACGGAAGAUAGCUUACACGGCAUGAUGGACGCAUUGAAAUUGGUACCAUCGAGUGAUAUGAAGCAAGCCAUGAGCGGUUUAUGAGAACUAUUCAUUGCAGAUUGAAAGUGACGUCUCUUAGAAAUCUAUUAGGCCCAAUCAGUUUAGCUUGAAUAACAGUAUGGUAGCUUGAUAUCAUCUUCAUUUGCUUUUUAUUAUGGUUCUGGUUAAGCCGUAACAGUUAGAACACGAACUCAAGCAACUUGUGCUUAUUAAUUCACUUUCUUAUAAAUCUGUAUUGCUUCAAAACAAAAAAAAACGAUUAAUAACAAGCUCGAGGAAUGGAAGCGUGAUAUUCUGGAUGCGAUAUUGGAAGACCAGGAUGCGAUAUUCACCAAAAAUUAGGUCCUAAUUUUUCGUAGAUGGCCAAUUUCAAUGUUGAUUUUUGUAAGACUGAUUUAGAAGAAAUUACUUUUGUGUUAUAUGUAGUCCUAUUGAUAUUCGAUUGUUUAGGAAUCUAAUUAAAUCAAUGAAUUAGACAUUGUAAAUUUUAUAUGAUAUAGUAAAAAAAUAAAAAAAAAAAAGAAGAAAUAAUACAAAU
Hermetia illucens (black soldier fly) is the source of this 1736-nucleotide messenger RNA. It is a transcript of the gene Lipt1, whose product is annotated as lipoyltransferase 1, mitochondrial. The record is from RefSeq and is a predicted model, not a curated record. Gene Ontology annotation, biological process: protein lipoylation. Bases 32 to 1240 code for a protein of 402 amino acids. Gene Ontology annotation, cellular component: mitochondrion; cytoplasm. Gene Ontology annotation, molecular function: lipoyltransferase activity. The transcript has 4 exons. Lineage: Eukaryota; Metazoa; Arthropoda; Insecta; Diptera; Stratiomyidae.